Messenger RNA from Mangifera indica (mango), 1288 nucleotides. Its product is annotated as DNA-directed RNA polymerases II and IV subunit 5A. The transcript is spliced from 4 exons. The coding region runs from base 450 to 968 and encodes 172 amino acids. Gene Ontology annotation, biological process: DNA-templated transcription. Gene Ontology annotation, molecular function: DNA binding; DNA-directed RNA polymerase activity. Gene Ontology annotation, cellular component: RNA polymerase II, core complex; RNA polymerase I complex; RNA polymerase III complex. The record is from RefSeq and is a predicted model, not a curated record. Lineage: Eukaryota; Viridiplantae; Streptophyta; Magnoliopsida; Sapindales; Anacardiaceae.
GCGCGGCUUUUGUUUCAUUUUAGCCGCCUUUGAUAAAGUAUAAAUAGACUACUGAAGAGCUCAAGAGCAACCGAGGGAUCAAGUGUGCUUCCUUUUUCAGGACUUAGGGUUUGGUUUACGGUCACACGCGCAAGCUCCUGCUUUUGCAUUGGGUUACCUUCUCUUACUUCUUCCUUCGGCAGUAAUUGAUCGUUUUAUAGGGUUUGAGAGAUGGUUGCUAUUUACGUUUUUUCUUUUAGAAACUAUUAUAUUUUGUUAGGGCCUGGUUAGAUUGACGGGGAUUUUUUAUUUUAUUUGCUGAACUCUUAUGCGUAAAAGUGAAUAGCUCUAAUUUAUUUAUAUGUGGAAACUUGAUUAUGUUUUUAUUCAGUAGUGGUAGAAUGACAAUGCGUUAAAGAUUGAAUCAUUUGAUUCAUUACUUCAAAUUUGAUACCUAUUACCAGUGAAAGAUGACUCUGUCGGAUGAAGAAAUCAAAAGGCUUUUCAGAAUCAGGAAGACAGUGAUGCAGAUGCUGAAGGAUCGGGGUUAUUUUGUUGGAGAUUUUGAAAUUAACAUGACCAAAGAGCAGUUCCUCUCGAAAUAUGGUGAAAACAUGAAAAGGGAGGACCUGGUUAUCAAUAAAGCAAUGCGAAACAAUAGCUCUGAUCAGAUUUAUGUUUUCUUUCCCGACGAACAAAAAGUUGGCGUUAAGACAAUGAAGACCUAUACCAAUCGUAUGAAAUCAGAGAAUGUGUUCAGAGCUAUAUUGGUGGUUCAACAGAACUUGACCCCCUUUGCACGAACAUGUAUAAAUGAGAUCUCUGCAAAAUUCCAGUUAGAAGUUUUCCAGGAGGCAGAGCUUUUAGUCAACAUCAAAGAACAUGUGCUUGUUCCUGAGCAUCAGGUGCUUACUAAUGAAGAGAAGAAAACAUUGCUGAAGAGGUACACAGUGAAGGAAACACAACUCAGUUGCCGCGCAUUCAAGUGACUGAUCCAAUUGCAAGAUACUAUGGGCUGAAGCGUGGACAAGUUGUGAAGAUUAGCCGGCCAAGUGAGACUGCUGGCCGAUAUAUCACCUAUCGAUAUGUUGUAUAAUUUUUUGUUUAUUAGGUGUAGUAAUUACUUAAAUUUAGCAUCAAAUACUAGACUUGAACUGAAGUUCUUUUAUCAUGGCUUGCCUCAAAAUGCAAAGCAAAACUGUUGAGUUUUGGACCUUAAGACAACCUGCCAAAUCUAAUGUCGGUAGAAGGAAAGGAAUGGCAAUUACAGUUUUGGUGUCAUUUUCAUAAUUGAAUAGUUUGAACGUUA